This is a messenger RNA of Myxozyma melibiosi, 1780 nucleotides long. Its product is annotated as alcohol acetyltransferase. The transcript has 2 exons. NCBI's taxonomy places the organism in Eukaryota, Fungi, Ascomycota, Lipomycetes, Lipomycetales, Lipomycetaceae. Gene Ontology annotation, molecular function: N-acetyltransferase activity. The record is from RefSeq and is a predicted model, not a curated record. Bases 321 to 1676 code for a protein of 451 amino acids.
UCUUAGUCCGCAGAUUUCCAGUCAAUUUCAACCUGCUAAGCAGAAUAACUAACGUCUUAGCUUAGCGGGAUAACAGAUCAUGGCAAAUGCUGGCAAGUCUCAGUCCAAGGACCAUGACCGCUGCCGACAUGCUGACCGCUGCCGACAUGCUGACCGCUGCCGACAUGCUGACCGCCGCUGAUGCUGACAAGCCGACGACUGUUGUAUACGAAGGGGUUUGUGGCACUGUUUAUGACUCGACAAUCAGAGUAUUUAAGAUGCAGCAAAGGCGAGUUUAGGACUGGAUAACUCAGAAGUCGUGGUCAGAUACAAUAGAUAAGAUGGCAGAGGCUGGAUUGGAUAUUACGCCAUCGCGUCCCUUGAGCUUUUUGGAGCAGUACUUCGUCAACCGAUGCUUGUUGGACUUUUAUCGCAGUGUUGUGGUAUGGGUGCAGUAUGAACACGAAAUCACGAGUGAAUCACUCUACACUGCUCUCACGAAGUUAGUGCUCGACAAUUCAGCACUAUGCUGCAGGAUCUCAUUGUCUCCGGACAAGAAAUCACAGCGAGUCGCGAUGCUGAAAGAAAUCGAUCUUGCUGAUCUUGUCAGUUUCGAGGAAGGCGAUGAAAGCACUGAGUCGCUAGAGAGACUGCUGAUGCACAACCAUGACAAAAAAACCGAGUAUACCGACGACAGCAAGCCUCUCUGGAGACUCGUGGUUUAUAAUAUGCGUUACGUGCUUUUUGUCUUUGACCACUCCGUAUUUGACGGGAUGUCGGGGAGACUUUUCGUCAGCAAGCUAUCUGAGCUGUUGCAGAAUUCCUCAGUGCCGUCUGAUUCUACGGUUCCAUCUACGGUAGUUAGCGUUCCUGCAGAUAUGACCCCGCCUCCCCGGUUUGAGGAAUUGACAAAGAUGGAUCCACCACUAUUUUAUGUUUUGAAAGCUCUUUCAGCAGAGUUUGCCCCGAAAUGGCUAUUCCCGAAGAAAGACCCUCGCAAUGCAUCGGUAUACGCACCCAUGUUUCAUCCUGUCGCCGAUUAUAAAGUGAGGCUGCGGACGUUUUCGACCGAGGAGUCAGAGAAGCUGCUGGCGAUGACCAGGAAGCACAACACCACGAUCACGGCUUUAUUAGCAUCAACACUUUGCACAGCACUCAAUCAAACUAUUGAAGGCUCUCGCGAUCUAGAGGUCCGGAUACCCGUCAACGGACGACGGUUUAUAGAGAAAUCCACCGAUAUUCCGGACCCAAGCGGUUUGAUUGGACCUUACAUCGGCCAGUUCCGUUGCAUUGUUGAUCGCUCGACAGGAUUUUCUUGGGAAAGCGUGAAAAAGUUUGGAGACGACUUAAAGAACGGUACGACGAUCGAGACAAUAUAUGCGCCAGCGAUGGUCAAGUAUCUAGGUGGGAAGAUACAAGAGUGGCUGCUCAAAAAGGUGGGCACUGAGCGCGAUUCUGAUGUUGAAAUCUCAAAUAUUGGUGCAGCAUCAUUUCCCGACGGUGUAGUGGCGUGUGGAUUCUCGCAGCCACAUGGAUUUACUAAUCCUCCGGCAGAAAUAAACGCAGCAGCCGUGAAGGGAGGACGGUUGACAUUAACGUUUGUCUCUGCUGAUAGCGUUCUAGGGGAAGGAAAAAGCGAGUUGAUUUGGAGCAGGUUUCAGGAGAUGGUAGAGAGCAUCAUUGGAUUACAGGCGUGAUAAUCUACGCAUAAUAGAAUGCUUUAUGAUGUUUGCAUCAAAAGUUUUCUCAGAGAGUGUACAUUACUGAAAAGAAAUCUAAACACCUUCAACAAAGAGGGUGG